UGUGUGUUUGCCACGACUUUAUAUCGUCCCUGGAAUGGUCUCAUCGCACAAGGCAGUAGUAGUAGGUCGUUUCAAAUCAGAGUUGACUUGCGUCUUAAGGACGCCAGACGUACAGAGCAAUAGCACUAGUAGCUGUACUCCUACAUACUGGCGCACACAUAUAUAGAGUAGCUGAUCUCCAUGCCGGUUACACCACCCAACGAAGAGUAGCCAGUAGACCCACAGCGCAGGCACGAGUCCACGACAGUUGGUGAUGUAUCACUGGAGCACAUCGUCUUCUCCUUGUUAUAGCAACAGCGGCAGCGGCAGCGGCAGCAAUGGUCCCUUGCUCCCCUCCAUGGCGUCCAGCAGCUACGGUGAUCUGCUGCUCCUACAAGAGCAGCAGCAGCAGCAUCACUACUACUCCCAGUCGAUGCAGCGUGUGAUGAGCGCCGGAGACCUCCAAGCUCUUGCGGUGCCGCCGGGGACGGGGCCGGCUCCGGUGGGGCGGUACAGCGCGGAGGAGCGGCGGGAGCGCAUCGAGAAGUACCGCACCAAGCGCAACCAACGCAACUUCCAGAAGAAGAUCACGUACGCUUGCCGGAAGACGCUGGCGGACAGCCGGCCGAGGGUGAAGGGCCGCUUCGCGCGCAACGUCGACGACGACGCAGCAGCAGAUCAGCCGGAGGAUCCGACGACGACCAUGACGACGGCGGCUGUGUCUCUGGUCAACGACGCCAGCAGCAGCAUGCCGCCGGAGUGGUGGCCGGCAAUGCAGGGCGCGCUGGCCGUGGAGGACGACGAGCUCAUCGCCUCCUACCUCGCCGUCUCCUCCAUCAACCUCUACUAGUAGCUAGCUAGCUCCUUAAUUACUCCUCGCAUAUUAGUUACGUACUAUACUUACUGCUUAAUUUAUCGCCUACCUUCUCUGUCAACAAAGCUGGCUAUAUGUACUGGAACCGCCACUACUAUUCUUCACGUGUUUAUGUUAA
Triticum aestivum (bread wheat) is the source of this 971-nucleotide messenger RNA. RefSeq names its product two-component response regulator-like APRR7. The record is from RefSeq and is a predicted model, not a curated record. Lineage: Eukaryota; Viridiplantae; Streptophyta; Magnoliopsida; Poales; Poaceae. Gene Ontology annotation, molecular function: protein binding; DNA-binding transcription factor activity. Gene Ontology annotation, cellular component: nucleus. The coding region runs from base 254 to 829 and encodes 191 amino acids. The transcript has 2 exons. Gene Ontology annotation, biological process: regulation of flower development.